Molecule: messenger RNA, 2244 nt
Organism: Phytophthora nicotianae INRA-310
Lineage: Eukaryota; Oomycota; Peronosporomycetes; Peronosporales; Peronosporaceae
Exons: 1
Coding region: 1-2244 (747 amino acids)
Molecular function (GO): protein binding
Source: RefSeq, a predicted model, not a curated record
AUGUCGUCGAGCAGGAAGAAGUCGAGGAAGGGCUCGUCCUCGCGGCGGCACGACGCUCCAGUGGACGAGUGGAAGCAAUACACGUCCCCUGACGGACAUCCAUACUACUACAAUGCCGCGACUAAGGAGAGCAGAUGGGAGCUUCCCGUCGAGGAGGAGCCUGUGCGUCCGAAGCAUCGACGACCUAAAGGAAGUCGACAGUUUGACCUAACUGAAGAAAAUUCCCUAAAACAAGAAUCCCUAAAUCAGGACGAAGUACCUAAAGUCAAGAAGAACAAGAAGACGCGUCCUGAGAGUCGCAAGAGCGCGACAGAGGAAGCAUCCAAUGCUGUUAAGCCUAAGAACGCCAUGUUCCAGAAGCUGCAGGCUUCGCUAGAGGGGAAACUUAAUGGUCCCAUGAUGGGGAUGGGGAGGCCGCCUCCUAUGCUUAACAUUAGGCAAAAGGAGGAGGUCGAGGAGGAGACGAAGACCCCGUCACUAGAGGAGCAGUACGAGGCCGAGACGGCUGGUAUGAGUGCGGCCGAACGCCUACGUUUCUUGCGGAAGAAGAGACAGGAGAAUAUGAUGAACAAGAGAGAAAGUAUCGCUGGGGACGACUUUAUGGCCGAAGUGGCUAACAAUAUGAAGAAAAAGGGAGUCACAGUGAAAUCCGCAGAGAAGCAGCAAAAUGGCAGUGAAAAGAGAUCGAACUGGGAGGAGCAGGAGCAGGCUGAGGAGCAACGUAAACGACAGCAAAUGCAGGAUGAAAUGGAGGCAAAAGAGAAGGAAGAGCAGAGAAAGCAGCGCGAACAGCAGGCUAAAGAGUUGGAACAGCGACGAGAACAGGAACGUGCGGAACAAUUGGAAAUCGAACAGCGACGUGACCAAGAACGGAAACAAUUGGAGGAGGACAGAAAGAAUAAUGAGGAAAAGAAGACAGAGGAUCACCAUGAGGAGCUCAGUGACAGCGCGGAGGCUCCUGAGCCAGAUGUGCGAAGCCGUUCGAGUACUACGGACAGGUCAGUAGUGCCACUUGAGGACUCGGAUGCGUCUUCACCUGAACGCGAGGCGCACAGCAGGCGCAAUGGAAGUCAAGGGAGUAAGCAUGGCAGUUCACAAAUCUCUGAGUUAGUUGAGCAGCAGGAAAAUGUUGACGACCAUGCGGCAGUAGAAAAUGGACACAAGGUGGAGUCUGAGAAUGCGGCAGACUCCGCUCGGGAGGAAAAGGAGCGCGCGCGAGAAGAACGACGAGCCCGGAGGAAGCGCGAAAAAGAGUUGACUACAGUGACACCAAUCUCGGUGACAUCGGAAUCACCGCGGCGAAAGUCAGUGUCCAGCUCAAAUGGACAGAAGGAGGAGCCAAGGACUCGCUCACCUAGUAGCGUUGAGGCUGAAGAGGAGGCAAGAGCGAGAGAGAAACAGCUGCGCCGUGAAAGACGAAGGAUGGCGAAGAUGGAAGCAGCAUUAGCUGCCCAGAGCUUGGAAAGUAACGGCGAACAAGGAGAUGCUCAACACGAGAAGCACUCGAAUGGCAGCAAUGAUUCUUCUGGCUCAGGUCAUGCCGGAGUCUACCCCAUGAACGGACAACCAGUUCCUGGUCAGGCUGCCCCAGGACAACCACCUUUCAGCGGUGGAAUGUACCCACAGUAUCCGUACGCAAUGAUGCCACCACCACCACCGCCGCCGUAUGGAUAUUACUAUCCGUACAUGCAACCCCCAAUGCCAAUGCCUGUGUAUCCACCGAGUAUGGUACCACCAGGUUAUCAGUUAGUACCCCCUACGCCUCCACCUUCGGCGGACGGGAUGCCAGCACCUUCCGCUCUAGUACCAUACGGUGCAGACUCGACGCUGGCAAAUGCGUACGGUAUGAAUAUUGGGGGUAUGUAUCGUCAGCAGUCUGCUCCAGAAUUAAGCAGAUGUGACUGUUGUAAGGGAAUUGGAGUUGGUUUGGUGGAAAAGAACGGUGUCUGCGCGCAUUGCAACCGACUGCGUCUCGCUUUCAUCGUUGAUUCCGCUCAGAUGCGACAGCGCUGCUCGGUUUGUGGUGGAUGGGGGUUCCAACUACUUCAAGCGAAUGGAAUGUGCGAGCACUGCACCCGACAGACUGCACAAAAAUCGAAAGCAAAAGUAGUUACCGAAGCUGCAACACGACGCAGUGUUGCUGCCCCUCCUCGGCGAAAUUCAACGAGGACCACAUCCAAGAACGAUGGAUUGAAUGAUAUUGACUGGGAUAAAUCGUCCGAUGAUUCAGACUGGGACGACUGA